Molecule: messenger RNA, 4563 nt
Organism: Naumovozyma dairenensis CBS 421
Lineage: Eukaryota; Fungi; Ascomycota; Saccharomycetes; Saccharomycetales; Saccharomycetaceae
Exons: 1
Coding region: 1-4563 (1520 amino acids)
Biological process (GO): nucleosome organization; regulation of transcription by RNA polymerase II
Cellular component (GO): nucleus; chromatin
Molecular function (GO): histone binding; DNA binding; ATP hydrolysis activity
Source: RefSeq, a predicted model, not a curated record
AUGACUACGACUACUACUACCACUACUAACCGGGAAUCAACGAUAGAGCAAGCUUCAAAUAACCCGGAGCUUUAUGGUUUACGAAGGUCACAAAGGAAUUCUUCUUCAUCCAAAUCAUAUCGUGAUUCGGAUAGUUCUACGAAUGAAGAAGAAGAAGAAGAUGAUGAUGAUGAACCGGUCCGUUUGUCCAGGAGGCGAAACAACUUACUUAGAGCUGAUGCUGAUGAUAUUGAUGAGAAAGACGUCGGGAUGGCAAAAAGAGCUGGUAGGAAUGUAGGACAUAACUCAGACGUGGAUGAAGAAGAAGACGAAGACUCCGAAUUAUCGGAUGCCGACGGAGAUGACUUAGAGCUCGAUUACUCAGAACAGGAGGAUGAUAAUGAUGAUGAUGAAUAUAAAUCUCCUGUAAGAAAGGCUAUAAAGAAAAAGUGGGUUUUUAAAACAAAAAAUAAUACGAUUCGCACAACUAAAAAAGUCAAUUACAGAGUCGAUCAAUCAGAUGAUGAGGAAGACGAGUAUGAUGAAUAUGAUGAAAAUAUUGAUCUCCUAGCGUCUGAUGACGAAAAUAGUAAUAGCAUUGAUGAUGAGGAAGAAAAUCUGCACAAUAUUGAUUUUGUCAUCAAUCACAGGUUUAAAGAAGAUCAUAAUAAAUCACUGGAUUGGACAAAGAUUGUUCCAACACUGGAGGAAUGUAAGGCAAACUAUGAUUUCUUAAUAAAAUGGACCGAUGAAUCACAUUUACAUAAUACCUGGCAAUCAUAUGAAUCACUAACAAAUAUUAGGGGUAUUAAGAAAGUUGAUAAUUAUUGUAAGAACCACAUUAUUCAAGAGCAACAAUUUAGGUUAGAUCCUUAUGUCACCCGAGAGGAUCUAGAAGUGAUGGAUAUCGAACAAGAGAAACGCCUACAGGAAUUCGAAGAGUUUCAAAAGCCAGAACGAAUAAUAGAUAGUGACCGUGUGAUUAUAGAUGGUGAAGGAAACUCCGAAUUGAAAUACUUAGUAAAAUGGCGUCAACUAAAUUAUGACGAAGCCUCAUGGGAAAAUGCUUCUGAAAUCGCGGACAUUGCACCAGAUAUUGUAAAACAUUUUCAAAAUAGGACUGAAUCCACAGUUUUACCUCAAUACUCAAGCAUGUACACAUCUGAGAGGCCAAGAUUCGAAAAACUAAGUGUUCAACCGUUAUUUAUUAAAGGAGGUGAAUUGAGGGAUUUCCAAUUGACUGGUGUGAAUUGGAUGGCAUUCUUAUGGUCGAAAAAUGAUAACGGUAUCCUUGCAGAUGAAAUGGGUUUAGGUAAAACAGUUCAAACGGUAGCUUUCAUUAGUUGGUUGGUAUUUGCAAGAAGGCAAAACGGUCCACAUCUUAUUGUUGUACCACUAUCUACAAUGCCAGCUUGGCAAGAAACAUUUGAGAAAUGGGCUCCAGCGUUAAAUGUAAUAUAUUACAUGGGUAAUCAGGAAUCAAGAGAUACCAUCAGAGAUUAUGAGUUUUAUACUAACCCGGAAGCUAAAGGAAAGAAACACAUAAAAUUCAAUGUCUUGUUAACCACUUAUGAAUACAUCUUAAAAGAUCGUUCGCUGUUGGGAGGAAUCAAGUGGCAAUUUUUGGCUGUCGACGAAGCGCAUAGAUUAAAAAACGCAGAGUCGUCGUUAUAUGAAUCAUUAAAUAGUUUCAAAGUUUCUAAUCGUCUUCUUAUCACAGGUACACCAUUACAAAAUAAUAUAAAAGAAUUGGCAGCUUUGGUGAAUUUCUUAAUGCCAGACCGAUUUAUGAUAGACCAAGAAAUUGAUUUUGAAAAACAAGAUGAAGAACAAGAAGAAUAUAUUAGGGAUUUACAGAAAAGACUUCAACCUUAUAUUUUGCGUCGUUUGAAGAAAGAUGUUGAGAAAUCAUUACCUUCCAAAACGGAAAGGAUUCUUCGAGUGGAGUUAUCUGAUUUACAGACCGAGUAUUAUAAAAAUAUAUUGACGAAGAACUAUUCUGCAUUGACAGCUGGUUCCAAAGGGGGACGUUUUUCUCUAUUAAAUGUAAUGAAUGAAUUGAAAAAGGCAUCCAAUCAUCCUUAUCUUUUUGACAAUGCGGAAGAACGUGUAUUGGAAAAAUUUGGGGCUGGUAACUCUUCUCGUGAAAAUGUCUUACGAGGUUUACUCAUGUCAUCAGGUAAGAUGGUAUUACUAGAUAAACUGCUUACAAGACUGAAAAAAGAUGGCCAUAGAGUACUGAUCUUUUCACAAAUGGUAAGAAUGCUGGAUAUAUUAGGUGAUUAUUUGUCCAUUAAGGGGAUAAAUUUCCAGCGUUUAGAUGGUACAGUUCCCUCUGCACAAAGACGUACUUCUAUCGACCAUUUCAAUGCUCCUGAUUCCACCGACGAUGUUUUCUUAUUAUCUACGAGAGCAGGUGGGUUAGGUAUCAAUUUAAUGACCGCCGAUACUGUUAUUAUCUUUGAUUCAGACUGGAAUCCACAAGCUGAUCUUCAGGCAAUGGCGAGAGCUCAUCGUAUUGGUCAAAAGAACCACGUCAUGGUAUACAGGUUAGUAUCUAAGGAUACAGUAGAGGAAGAAGUGUUAGAAAGAGCAAGGAAGAAGAUGAUUUUGGAAUAUGCUAUCAUUUCUUUGGGUGUUACUGAUGGUAAAAAACGUAAACAAGCCACUGAACCUAAUGCUGGGGAGUUAUCUGAGAUAUUGAAAUUUGGUGCUGGUAAGAUGUUUACUGUUAAAGAUAAUCAACAAAAAUUAGAACAUUUAAACUUGGAUGAUGUCUUAGACCAUGCUGAGAAUCAUGAGACUACACCGAACCUUGGCAAAUCUAAUCUUGGGGGUGAAGAGUUUUUAAAACAAUUUGAAGUAACAGAUUACAAAGCUGAUGUCGAUUGGGAUGAUAUUAUUCCAGAAGAAGAUUUGAAAAAACUAAAAGAUGAGGAACAGCAACAAAAGGAUGAUGAGUACGUCAAAGAGCAAUUAGAACUUAUGAAUAGAAGAGAACAUGUUCUAAGGAAAAUCAAGAAAAGUAUAAAUGAUGAUGAUGGGUUCGAUUCUGAGAAGGAAUUGUCUCGAUCGAAAAAGAAAAGAAGUGACAAUUCGAGUGAAUUAGAGGAGAGUGAUAUUCGGGCAUUAUACAAAUCAAUUUUGAGGUUCGGAGAUUUGAAUAAUCUAUAUGAGCAAUUGAUUUCAAAUGGUGUUUUACCGGCCAAACCAAUCGAAAAGUACGAGGAAUUGUAUGAGGAAUUGAUGGAUCUUGCCGAAGCAUCAGUCAAAGAAGAAAAUGAAAAGAAAAAUAAAAUACUUGCUAAGCUACAGGCAGAUGCAGAUAGAUAUCAAGGACUUCUCAAAUCAGGGAUAGUUGAAAUAAAAAGGAAUACAGAGGAUAAUGCAAUUACAAAGUUAGCUGCCAAAAGAAGGGAGAAGAAAGCUAUAUUGUUCGAAUAUGACGGAGUGAAAGCUUUAAAUGCUGAAUCGCUAAUUCACAGAGUUUCUGAUCUAAGAUUUCUUUCGACUAUUGUGAAAAGAGAUAAUAAUAAAAAACCAAUUUCAAUUGAUUUUAACAAUAAGAUGCCCAAACCAGCUCAAAAUUGGAGUUGUUCCUGGACCAAAGAUGAUGAUGAAAAGCUACUUCUAGGUGUCACAAAAUAUGGCUACGGGAUGUGGAGCAAAAUAAGAGAUGAUCCAUUUUUAGGUUUAACCAACAAGAUUUUCCUUAAUGAUGUCCAAAGUAAACGGACCAAGAAAAGUAGCCCUAAGAACACAGGGAAGAAAGUACCAAGCUCAAUACACCUAGGAAGAAGAGUUGAAUAUCUGAUAACGUUCCUAAAAGAUGAAUCGAAGCCAAACUCUCUAACGUCGAGUCCAACACCGACACCGACGACAACUUUAACUAUAAGAAAGCCACCUUCCUCAGCAUCACAUAGAAGCAAUCGACCAUAUACUCCCAUUUCCCGAAGUAAAUCUACUAGUAGAGCAGAUCUUGAUUCAUUCAUGAAAAAAUUACCUUCCGGACCAGCCAAAAAGAAGAACGUUGAUGUUGAGACCUUUAUGAAAACGUUACCGACAGGACCUAAAAAGAGAGGACCUGAUAGUGGAAAUGAUUCGCCUCAUUCUGAUAGUCAAAAACGUUUAAAACCACUUCCCAAGGCACCAGCUGCAUUACUUAAGAAUCAUAACGAUAAAAACACUCUGAUACCUACUCCACCGCCAUCAACUGGAUAUCAGAAUAGAUCUUCUACAGCACAUGAAAAGGAAUAUGAAAGUAUGGAUGAAGAAGAAUGUAGGCAUUGUAUGGGGACGUUACGUACAUCGUUUAGAAAGUUAAAGAGAGGUGGCAAGGGACUUGAUCGUAAGGAGUGGGCAAGAAUUUUGAAGCAUGAAUUGUCAAUAAUUGGUGAUUUCAUAGAACAACAGAAGGAUUCCGCUAUGAAACUUUCGCCAGAAAAAUUCCAAAAACAUUUGUGGUCUUAUAGCGCUAAUUUUUGGCCUGUGGAUGUUGAGAGUUCGAAAUUGAUGAAUAUGUAUAAAAAGCUGAAAGAAGCACAGCAAAAGACAACGAUCCCUACUGCGCCUAAAAGCGCUUAA